AUGCCCAUAACACGCGUUCAGGAACAGGCAACCCCCACCGUACUCACCAACUACCUAGUCAGCAUGCAGGUGUUCAAAGCAAUUGCCAAACAUAUAUGGCGUAGUCUAACAAGAUGGGCAAAGCCCUUCGCUGUCGAUCCUCACCUACCCGAAGGCACUCCGCUAGCCGAUAACGAGACCACUGCGCUUCUCGCACAGGCCGAGAGGUCGUCACUCCCUCAGUACAUCCGGGUUCUGUUUCCGCAGCGCCCCAAAAAGGUCAACCACAUCGAGGUCCACAUCACUACUACUGUCGAAUUUGUACCAGAAUACCAAACACGCCCGCCCAGAGCUUCUCCCUACCAGCCUAUUGAGGCAGCCGACCUUUUCCUUCGCGCACCUCCUCUAUGUUUGCAGUUCGUAGCACUCAACCCGUGGCUACAUGGUCCACGAAUCUUCUUCCUACUCGACGGUCCUCCAUUUGCCACCAACCUCCUGCAGCCCGGCAACGUAAUACGAUUACGUCUUAUGUUUGGAAACAAGAUAAUGGCCGCUAGCGCCUGUAUCUCUUACAUCCUAGAAGAGAAGGUCGGAGACUACAUCAUCUACGUCACACGGCUACACAAGAGAUACCGCUCGCACGACAAUAUCUUUGGGCAAAUGGCCGACGCGUACUACCGUAUCGCCGCUUCAAGAAGCCGUAUGCCCGUCGAUUCAGGAGUAGGAUACCUCGUCGUUGUCGCCAAGUAUGGCGACAAUAAGCGCGAACCACAGCUGCCUCCCAUCAAGAAGGAAUAUGGACCACUUCCCUUCGGCUGUCCUGUCGCCACCGCAAAACUAGUGGUUGCUACCAAUGUCACUUUACAUCUACAACGACACUCCCUUCCUCUCCUCCCUCUCAACGAUCGACGCAUCCGCCCUGAAAACAUACCCGUCAAUAUGACUCGCUC
Molecule: messenger RNA, 929 nt
Organism: Punctularia strigosozonata HHB-11173 SS5
Lineage: Eukaryota; Fungi; Basidiomycota; Agaricomycetes; Corticiales; Punctulariaceae
Exons: 1
Source: RefSeq, a predicted model, not a curated record